UCAAUAUUUCUGUCAAGCCGAGCCCUUCGUUAUCGCCGAACUCGCUGAUUGUUGUGAUUUAUAAAAGACUGAUAUUUGAGUCACCAUCAGUUACCUCAGAGCCGUUUAUUGCUACUAACUAAAAAUUAUAUACAAAUAAGAAACAAUGUCAGUACCAACGGUAACCAUUGACGAACUCAGCAAGGGAAUCGAGGAUUACGCGUCGAACAGAAGCGUGAAAAAUGUUCUCGAAGGAAUAUUAAACGAUUAUAUGGACUUGCAAUAUGCAAAAGAAACUCCCUACACUACGGGAAAACAAGUAAUACCCUCAGGUUCAUCUGUUGAGGACGUUGAAAAUGGAAUUCAGAGCGUCGAUGGAAAAUUUAAGGAGAUUUUCGAGAAGAUAUCCAGCACUCACAAAAGUGGAGAUUUCAGCCCACAGUCUGUUAACGAUGGAUCUUGGGAGGCCAAUCUGAAACCCGUCUUCGUGUUCGUCACGCCUAAUCCUUAGUUUAACUUUUUAAUUAUUAUGUUCAUAAUACGUAUUAAUUUGAAAUAAAUUUAAAUUUUAUAUAAUUAA
Molecule: messenger RNA, 559 nt
Organism: Danaus plexippus (monarch butterfly)
Lineage: Eukaryota; Metazoa; Arthropoda; Insecta; Lepidoptera; Nymphalidae
Exons: 2
Coding region: 146-490 (114 amino acids)
Source: RefSeq, a predicted model, not a curated record